ACCAGGUGCCUAGGGCUCAGAGCUGUUGUAACAUUCAGAUGCAUCCAAGAGUUAAGGACUCCAGUACCCAAAGUUCUGAGCUCCAACACUAGGAGGCAAAAUGACUGAAGAGCUCAAGAAAGGAACUAAGGGCAGAAUCUGUAAGAAGCUCAGACAGAGGUGUGAAGUGGGUGAGAAUCAGCCCAGAAGAUGAACCGAGCAAGUGAAGAUGAGAGGCUGUGAAAAGCCAAGGAGGCCAUAAGCUAGAAAAGCUGCCAGCCCUGGUCUCUAGAAGAGUUCAAAAGACAGGGCCAACCUAGAGUCCUUCCACGCUCUCCCCAGAGCUGUGUGUCUGGCUGCUGCAUGUAGGUCCUCUAAGCCAUGGACAGUAAGCCUCUGGCUUGGCAAGCUUGGAGCCCUAAGCCUCUACUUCCCAGAGCCUAGAGCUAAAAAAGCCCCUGCAUCUAGAAGCCCAGCCUCAGAACUUCUGGAACUCACAGCCACAGAUGCACAGAGCUUCCCCUUGCUCAUCUAUGAUUUCUAUAGAAUAGAGCCAAAGAACCCCCAGCCAGCCAUUUGUGAUGAUUCCAAGCAAAGCCCUUGAAUUUCUGUGGAGCAGGUGCAUUCCAAAGCCCCUCCUAGGCCUAAAAUUUAAUUAUCUCUUAAUAUCUGAGCUCAGCUGGCUCGAGGAAAGGCAUUUGGCAAAACGCAAAGAAAAGAAAUUACUGUAACAGUUACUGAGUGCUUACCAUGUAUUCUAAGUGGUUUAAGUGCAUUAUUCCAUUUAAUCCUUCACAGCAGCCCUAUGAGAUCAGUACGGUAGUUAUUGCUUCGCUUUUAUAAAGAGGAAGUUGAGGAAAGUUAAUCAGCCUGCCGCAGGUGAGCUCCAUCUCUGGUUCGAUUUCAGACUGAUCAGAGGAGUUGUGAGGGAACUCUCUUCCAUGUCAUCCCCUCUGCUUUAAUCCAGCCUCUCUGCUGAUCAAGCGCGUGGCUUUCAAGCCAUCCUGUUUGGCCCCGUGUGGAAGCUGCAUGCUCAUUGCGCUGUCUCCAGCUGGAAUCCUGACAGUGUUGUAGCAAGACACCUUUCAGUGGAUUCACAAAGAGUAAAUCUCAGUGUCAACGUCAAAGGGAGCCUGUGGAGACCGCAACAGAAUCAUGAAUAAACUGGAGGAUAAGCAGGACCAGAUGAUACCAUGAAGAGAAGUUUACAGGCCCUCUAUUGCCAACUGUUAAAGACUAUGCUCUGGGAAGCAGUUCCCAGUGGAGUCAUGGAUCUCAUCAGUCCAGCUGUUGAACCCGUGAUCUCUGGACAUUUCUGGAACCCACCAGGCUUUCUCCUGACCUUGGCACUGACCAAAGCUCUGGUACUCGCCGUCCAGGAACCAUCUCCCAGGGAAUCUCUGCAGACCCUUCCCUCAGGCAGCCCCCCAGGCACCAUGGUGACAGCACCUCACAGCUCUACCAGACUUUCCUCCGUGGUGACACUGAACCCCAAACCUGAUGGACCCACCUCACAGGCUGCAGCUACUAUGGAAACAACAAUCUCUCAUCCAGAAGGGCAUCCUCCUACAGACACCAUGUCCACUGUUACGGUGACAGCUGCCAUCCCCCAUCCUGAAAGCCCUCUGCCCACAGGUUCCCCUCCAGCUGCCAUGGCAACCACAUCCUCCCACUCCGAGGGCCGCCCCCCAGGGGAUGCUGCCCCCACCAUCCUGCCAACAAAGCCAGCAGGAGCCACCAGCCGCCCCACGAUGCCCCCACGGGCCACCACUCGUAGACCCCCCAGACCCCCAGGCUCUUCCAGGAAGGGGGCUGGGGGUUCAUCUCGCCCUCUCCUGCCUGUACCCGGUGGCCACUCAGCAAGGAAGGAAGGCCAGAGGGGACGAAAUCAGAGCUCACCACACCUGGGGCAGAAGCGUCCUCUGGGGAAAAUCUUCCAGAUCUACAAGGGUAACUUUACAGGGUCUGCAGAGCCAGACCCCUCAGCUCUUACCCCUAGGACCCCACUCUGGGGCUACUCCUCUUCGCCACAGCCCCAGACAGUGUCUCCAGCCACAGCACCCGGAAGCACCUCGUGGGUGCCCCCCACAACCUCCCUGGUACCUGCAAAGGACAAGCCAGGCCUUAUCAGAGCCAAGCAGGGGAGUGGCCCCACAUUGACCAGCCCAGCAGGGGAGCCGGAUGCCACAGCAGCCUCAGGCACCCCUGCCAGUACACAGCCUGCCCCAGUGCCUUCUCAGCGCCCUCACGGUGACGUGCAGGACAGCCCUAGCCGCAGUGACUCUUGGCUUGCUGUCACCCCUGACACUGACAGACCCCCAUCUGCCAGCUCUGGGGUCUCCACGGCUGCCACGGGGCCCACCCAGGCUGCCUUUGAGGCCAGUGUCUCAGUCCCUUCCCAGGGCAUCCCUCAGGGAGCAUCGGCAACCCCUCGGGCCCCAACCUGGCCCUCGGGGGUCUCAGAAAGCACUGUUUCUCCAGCCGAGGAGAAGACUGAGGCCUCCCCCACCACAACCGACACGGGGCCCAGACCUCUGUCCACAGUGCUGUCCACGGCCACGGGAAACUUCCUCAACCGCCUGGUCCCUGCUGGGACCUGGAAGCCGGGAACAGUGGGCAACAUCUCCCAUGUGGCUGAGGGGGACAAGCCCCAGCACAGAACCACCAUCUGCUUGAGCAAGAUGGACAUUGCCUGGGUCAUCCUGGCCAUCAGUGUGCCCAUCUCUUCCUGCUCCGUCCUGUUGACAGUGUGCUGUAUGAGGAGGAAGAAGAAGACGGCCAACCCUGAGAACAACCUGAGCUACUGGAACAAUGCCAUCACCAUGGACUACUUCAAUAGACAUGCCGUGGAGCUCCCAAGGGAGAUCCAGUCCCUGGAGACCUCAGAGGACCAGCUCUCAGAGCCCCGCUCCCCAGCCAAUGGCGACUAUCGAGACACUGGGAUGGUCCUCGUGAACCCCUUCUGCCAGGAAACACUGUUCGUGGGAAACGAUCAAGUUUCGGAGAUCUAGAUGCAGCAGCCUCCGAGUUGCCAUUCCCUAUUUUUUGUCUCUAAAUUAUAAAUAUACAAAUAUAUAUAUUAUAAAUAUAACCUUUGUGUAACCCUGACUUAAUAAGAAACAUUUUCAGCUUUUUUUCUUAAGAAUUGUCAACAUCUUUUUUACAAGUGUGGUUUAAAAAAAAUUUACAGAAUGACCCAUGGCUUUAUAAAAUAAAGGUAUUUCUAAGCAAAGCAGUUGCACUGAUUGCUUCUCUUGACUGUUCUGGACAUGUAGGGGUCUCAGGAGCCCUGGGCAGGUGAGGAAAGUCUCCCAUGGAAGCUGAAUGUCAUGAUGGCCAAGUGAGUGGUCCUUUGUCUGUUCUUGGAGCUAUGGUUGACUCAAUAUGUCCGCAUUUCCUGUCUCCUUGUAUGUAUACUCGUAGAGGGGACUGGCGCACCAAGGCAGAAGACAAGCAAGGGUUCAAAACAGAAGGGCACUUGCCACCCUGGAGUCUCACUGUGCCAUCACUGAAUGUCAACUUUAAUGGACCUAUGGACAUCAAGGCAUCAUGGGGUUCCAGCCCCCUUAUAUCACCCCACAGGAUGCUCUCACCAUGCUAGAAGAAACAGGACUGCCUUUGUCUGGCAGAAAAGUGCUCCCUAGAAACCCUUGUCUGCAUCCCUCUCCAACACCCCCAGCUGCCCUAGACCCCAUGCCUCUCUUCCUGGGAGGACAGAUGCUGCUUUCGGCCUUGGGGCUAUGCCACACUUGUUCUUCCCAGUCCAAGGGUCAAGUGUUUAUUUAGAUUCUGUAUCACUUUCUCUGGAGGCAAUGAUGUGCCCCCUGAGAAACAGGUUUAUCUAGAAAGCCUUGUGGUGUAGAACUAUUUUUUUUUAACCUUCCCUAGUAAAUCUUUAAAGAAGAAGAUUGCCAAAUGAAUCACUCAAGAGAAGUGCCAUUCUGUCUACAGGCAGAAGCGCUGCAGACCUGCCCAUGAACUUGCCAUCAGCUUUCACUUCCCCCUGCCUUCCCUCUCUUGUUCCCUGGGUCCAGGUCCAGCUGCAGUCCCAGCCCACACUGAACCCAGUGUGGCCAAUUGGGAGCAGACUCUCAGAGACCCGAGAGGGGCUUCUGGAGGAAUCGUGUCCUCUGUUCCUCUCCUAACCCACCGUGGCUAGGAAUUUAACUUCAAACCCCCUCCCCUUUAAAAGAAAAAAAUAGUUUGAUAGUAUAUUUUGAAUAUAGAUGUUCUUAUUGUCAGAUUGGGGCUUGAAUCUGACUGUUGAUCCCAAUGUCUGUGUUGUUGCUGUGGUCUUCUUACCACGACUUCCUUCCCUCCUCCAUUCUCCUUUCAGAAAGAAGGGUGGCCUUCAAAAGUAACAUGUGUUUCUCAAUGUUGUGUGGACCUACUUGACAUGAGUCUGCUUGUCUCUUUUCAAAGACUUCAGCCCACAGAAGCAGCAGGUUAAAUGUUGUGCCGAGACUUGCUCUCUAACACAUUGCUGUCCGACCUUAACCUUAUCAUAAUAUUUCUGUUAGCUAUUGCAUUGAGUAUGCCAAUGUGUGUGAGUAUGUAUAGAGAAAACUUGUUUGUAAAGUAAAAUUUAUAUAUAAUAUAUGUCAUCAAAGGUACAUAUGUUAUAUAUACAUUUGUGGAUGUAUGACUUAUUUUUCCGUAUCCACAGAAUUCAGCUACCAUGUAUAUAUAAAUAAACUUAUUUUAUUACCCAGAGGA
This is a messenger RNA of Peromyscus maniculatus bairdii (prairie deer mouse), 4695 nucleotides long. The record is from RefSeq and is a predicted model, not a curated record. Lineage: Eukaryota; Metazoa; Chordata; Mammalia; Rodentia; Cricetidae.